GCCGCUGCUUUGAGCAGUGGCUGGCUGCCGCUUCUGCUUUCUUGCUUGCAUGCCUGCUUGCCAGAGCCGUCCCGUUCUCCCUCUAUUUCUCUCUCUCCCGCCCGGGGGCCCUUCCCCCCGCAGGCGGAAGCCAGCCACACCAACCAUACACCAUCGUCCUCCCGCCCCCAGGACGUAUAGCUGCUUUCGUGCCUGAGACACGAAACUCGCGAAGGCAGCGUUUCUUUGGUGGUAUAGGUCGACGCGGCGCCGCCAGCCACUAACCCAGUGCUUCCAGUGCAGUGAAGGGAUUCAGUCGUGCUUGUGACUGAAUCUCCGCGCGUUUCAACUCUAUGCAACUGCGACAGAAAUAUUCUUCGUAGUGACACGAGACAGCCAUCUAUGAUAAAACGAAACCGCGUCGGUUGAAAUAUUAUGCAUAAUUAGUGACAAAAACACGAGAGGUGCUACUAGUUCAUUAUGAGCCAAUGCAAUAGUGUCCUUUUGUUUCAAGUUUAUGUACUUUGGAAGGAAAAUGUCAUUUUUAUUCAGUGACACAUGAAGUUGACUGUGUCAUUGCUUCUGUCGAUAACCUAAAGUGUUUUGACAUUUGCUAGAGUGUAAUGCGCUGACUCAAUAUGCAAUAACUGGACACUAGCCAAAACGAACUUCGUGGCAGAAACCAAGCACACCUGUAGAUAUGCAAGUUCUUAUUCAUCGACAUGUCCUUAGGACUCAUUAAUGAUCGCAUGACAUUUCCAAUUUUAUAGAAAAACAAGUAAAAACUAUUUUAUAAUAUUCAUAUUUCGUAUCGGUUCUGGUGUUGACAUUCACGAACUUUCGAAAGGUUUCCUCUAAAUCACACAAAAGAGAACAUGCUCGAAGCCUCUCUUCAACUGGCAAACAAACUUUAAAGCAGUAAAUAAAGUCAAUUCUUCCUCUUGAAUGAUUACAACGAAAUCGGCCAUUAUGUCUAUUUUAAAUGUAAUGGCCAGCCCAAUUAGACCUGUUGGCAAUGCUGCUACUGCAGCUAGGCCUAGGUCCAACGGGUUUGUUUACCACCGUAUCCACCUGUUUCUCCUGAGUGUCACUUCUAUGGUCAUCAUUUCGUGUUCUGUACCUGUUCUUGGUCAGAGCAGUCCGAAAACGUGCAAGAGCGUGGAAAUCACGGGCUUCAAACGCAACGAUUCUCUCCCGAGGGACCUUCGCGAGUGCCAGAUCAUGGAGGGCCACCUGCACCUCCAGCUGAUCGAGGAGGAGGAGGUCGAGGACGAGGAGGAGAUAGUCGAGUUCCUCUCGUUCCCGAACCUGGUCCAGGUGACGGAGUACGUGGUCAUCUACAGAAUCUCUCCUCUCCGCUCCCUGGAGAGGAUCCUGCCCCAGCUCUCAGUCAUCAGGGGCCAUGAACUCUUCCACGGGUACGCCCUCGUCGUCAUUGGCAACACGUACCUCGAGCGGCUCGGUCUGGACAACGUGACGGACAUUCUGAACGGAUCCGUCCGGAUCGAGAAAAACUGGAUCCUGUGCCCCGGCCUGGACAACAUGUGGGAGAACAUCACCCACAAGUCCAGGGAAGCCAAAAACGUCAUCCAGAACAACUACAUCUACUGCAUCUACGACCCUUGUGAGACGGACAACAGCUGUCCCACGGAGGUGAGGUCCAACAACAAGGUUUGCUCCACCGUCGGUGGAGGUUGCUACCAAGGACCCCAGUGUCAUCAUGAGUGCGCCGGUGGGUGCCUGAGACCGAAUGACCCCUCCGCCUGCGUCGCCUGCAGGAAUUACUACAUGCCGCGAAACAAUUCCUGCGUCGCUUCGUGUGAUUACGACCAGUCGUAUUAUGUCAGCGAAAACAGGUACCUGUGCACUGAGAGCGUCUCCUGCAGUAGAGAUCAUGAUGGGGCGCUGGAUGGCUCUUCGGGGUCUGUCUGCAAUCGCUGUAAAGACAACAGCUGCGUCCCAAAUUCCUGCAAAGGAACCAACAUCACCAGCAAUGACCUGGGCAGGAGCCUGAAAGGGUGUGAGUACGUGGACGGGAACCUCAUCAUUAAUAUUGCAGGCGGAUGGAACGUGACCCAGCAGCUGGAGGAGAACUUGAAGAACAUCAGGAACGUCACUGGCUACAUCCGGGUCUCCGGGUCCAACACGCUCUUCUCCCUCAACUUCUUGAAGAACCUGGAGGUCAUCGAGGGGAAGGAGAAGAUGGAAGACUUCUACGUCCUCUACAUCAUGGAAAACGAGCACCUCCAGGAAUUGUGGGAAGGCGCCAAGAAGCUGACGGUCGGAAACAACGGCACCUUCUUCUUCCGCUAUAAUCCUAGCCUGUGCAGGCAGCUGAUAUACGAUCUGGCCGACAGGUCGGGCGUGGCCAGGGAUACCGUCUACGUCUGCAAUUCAACCAACGGACAGACUCUGCCUUGCUACGACUCUGAGAUGAAGGCCGAGGUCCACCCCGACAGGGAGGUGGGAACAGUCAAUGUGACUUGGACGCAUAUCUACAAGGGCAACGACCACCGGAUGGUCAUUGGGUACUACGUCUUCUACAGGGAGGCUCCCGAGAACGUGACGCUCUUCGGAAACAGGGACGCUUGCAACGAUGAGCUAUUAUGGAAUCGGUAUUUCUGGGAGUACGAGAAACACGAGGGCGAGUCGCGCACGCGGACGGAAGCCUUGAAGGAGCUCAAGCCUUACACGCGGUACGCCGUGUACGUCAUGGCCUAUUACACGGACCAGGAGAAAACGGGGUCAAGGUCACGGAUACUGUACGUGAAAACGCUGCCUACGAACCCCUCCAACGUGUGGGACGUCACCAGGAAGCAUCGCACUGCUUACAGCUUGACCUUGGAGUGGAGGAGUCCCUCGGAAAUCAACGGGAACUUCAGCCAUUACCAAAUAACGUACAAGGAAGCGACGGAGGUCACCCACCAGCGGGAACCCUCCUGCAGCAUCCCCUCUUUUAAGGACAGGAUUCCAUCGGAGUCUUACCAGUCCCUUUCGGCGCCCGCGGGAAAAGCCAAUGCCACGUCUUCGUCGUCAGUCAAGGCCCAGAUCUCUGCCGAGGCGGACAUGAAAUGUUGCUCCUGCCAAGAUCAGAACCAGCUGUAUUUUGCGAGCAUCAAGAACGAUCGCCAGUUCACGAUAGCUUUCGAGGAUUACCUGGACAACGUUCUCUACGCUAAGAUCGAAAACGACUCGAAACCUCCCAAUGCCACGACGACAAGGUCACCCACCCAGAAGAAGGGCAGUCGAACUUUUGGUCCGAUCACCACCGUCCCUCCGACCACUGAGGCUUCGACACAGUCCUUUGUGAUGACGGAGACAGAGUCGCGGAGCACUGUCGACAAACCGACCAAAAAGGACCCACAGCAAGAUGGUCACCAUUUGAAAGCAGAUAAACUGAUCACCAGGGAUAACUUCUACACCCUGACCGGCUUGUGCCAUUUUACUGACUAUGAGAUCUCCAUUAGUGCCUGUAAUAUAGACCAAGACCAGAACUUUCUCUGUAACAGCCCGACCGUAUGCACCUACAAAACAAUGGCUGAUCCGCAAGUGGACACCAUCACGAACUUCGAGAUCAUGCUGGAGGGGGACCAGGAAAGAUGGCGGAGGACCAGACGAAGGCGGGAACGACAGCACGCGGCAGCAGAAUCAGCAGCAGCUGGAAGAGUCGGAGGAGGAGGCCUCCUACGGAAAGAAGGGGUAGAGAAGGUCGCCAAACCGGCGGUGUCCCGUAAGUGCCACGCGAACUACUACAACCUCUCUCUUCCUGCCAUAGACCCCGUGGCUGAGGAACCCUACAGUUCCCAUUACAAGAAGAAUCUCGUGCUGAGCUGGACGCCUCCCACCAAUCCGAACGGCAAGCCCCGGUAUUACAUCAUCGACGUCGUUGACACGGAUGCCGGAGAGAGGAAGGAAUUCGGACCUCGCUGUAUUUCCGAGGGGAAGGAGGGGGGCCAAGGGGGAACUUUGAAAGGGUUCGCGCCAGGAAGCUACAACAUUUCUAUCAAGCUGCGAUCUGAAGGUGGCGACGGCCCAUUCACGACCGAAAUGAUACGAAUUGGUGAUCCGUACCUGGUCUGGAUAAUCGUGGGUCCCCUGAUGGGGGGGGUCAUGGUCGGGGUGUGCAUCAUGAAGUUCCACCUCUGGUACAGAAAACGGAGGCUGGGCGCUGUCCUUGAGGAACGCUGUGUCGUCACGAUCAACAGGCAGUAUGGAGAGCUCCUGGGCUGCGCGCGCUGCAAAAUCAACGACAAGUACAUCAUCCACCCGAAGGACCUGGAGAUCGCCCUCGACAAGAAGCUGGGCAAAGGCUACUUCGGGGUGGUGUACCAAGGGGUGCUCAAGGAUCCUUCGGGCAACGCGAAGAAGGUCGCCAUCAAGGACCUCAAUAAGCCAGAUAAGCUCAACGAAGCCAAAUGCGCCUUGGAGGAGGUGCAUCAUAUGCAGGACAUCAACUCGCAUUUCAUAGUUCCCCUGGUGGGCGUCAUGACGACGAAGCCUUCCAUCUACAUAGUGAUGGAGCUGAUGGAACGAGGGGACCUGAGGACGUUCCUGCUCUCGGAGGAAGGAGGCACGAUCAAACCCCAGAAAAUGAUUGAGAUGGCCAUCGAGGCGGCCGACGGCAUGGCCUACCUGGCCGCCAAGAAACUCGUGCACAGGGACUUGGCAGCUCGCAACUGCAUGCUGGACGCCAACCUCACGCUCAAGAUCGGCGACUUCGGUCUGACGCGCCUCCUGGCCAACGACUACUACAAAAAGCGAGGGGAAGCGGUGUUGCCUGUCCGCUGGCUGGCGCCCGAGGCUCUUGAGUUCGGCCGCUACACUUCCCGCUCGGAUGUGUGGAGCUACGGCGUCCUCCUGUGGGAGAUCUACGCCCGAGGACUUCAGCCUUAUCAGGGAUACGAGAACCAGCAGGUGCAUGAGAAGGUGAUUGCCGGGACCCUCCGCCUGGAGCAGCCGGCCCCUUGCCCGGACUUCAUGUACGCCAUCAUGAACCAGUGCUGGAGGAGGGAGCCCAAGGAGAGGCCGACGUUCAUUCAGCUCAUCAGGAUUCUCCUGCCGAGGGCGGUGCCGGAGUACUUGGAAUUCAUGGAGAGGGUGUCCUUCUUCCACAAAUCCAACGGCUGCGACUCUGAGAGCACAGAGGACAACGACGAGGGGUUCAUUGCCAGUGGCUCCCUGGACCCGAGCCUCGAGGAGGACGGGGAGGAGAAGGACGAAGAGAAUGAAGACGACAUCGAGGGCGACCACUCCUUCUCCAGUUCCAUUCCUCACUCCCUGCACAACACCGAGGAUGACCAGGUGUGUCUGACGCCGGACGAGCACUACAACAAACGGAUGUCUUGCGGAUCCUUGUCGUGCAUCAACGGCAACCCCAAGGGCAUGGGAAUCCGCCUGACUCCCACGAAGGACACGUCCUACCAGCUGCUCUACCACAAGCCCAUUUCCUUUGCGUAGAGAAGGAGGCCCUUCAGGAGGAAGUAUGAGUCCCCUUGAAGGACACACGCACGGGAUGAGUCUUGAAGGAGAGACAGAUGGACGUACUGAGGGAAGAGACCUCCGCGAGGGAUGUAGGACUCUUUAGGGAAAUCCCCUGCGAGGGAUAUAGGACUCUUUAGGGAAAUCCCCUGCGAAGGAAGCCUCUGAGAGAAAGAGGGACGAAAUAAACUGGAAAGAGUUGGUCUUAGUUAUAAGUAAACGAGAGGCGGAUUAGGAGGGCAUUGUUAUCAUUAAGAUUUAGUAAGUUUAACCCGCCCAGCUAAACACAAACACCAUUAUCUAAAGAGGUUUUGUCAAAAGAGCAUUGAAAUUGGCAUUACAACUUAUCUGUUAAGAUUAUUUUGGUUAUAUGCUUGCAUACAGAAAGAGGACAUUACCAAAAUAUGUUUAUUAAGCCAUAGACGUAAAUAAUGAUGUAGAGCAUGAACUAAGAUUAUAAAUUUAUCAUUCUUAUUGUACAUUUCAUUUAGUACUUUUAAUUUUUAUUUUUUUAUUUUUUAGUGGCUGAUCUAUAGUUGCACGAGGGAGUUUCUCGCGAACCACUUUCCAUCAGAGCAAUUUGAUGUUGAUAAAUAAUUAUCUUUUAGCAUCGAUGAUGAAUAACUCACAGGUUGCCGAAUGAAUAUCUUCUAGCACUGGUGUUGAAUCACUCACAGUAGCCUAUAUACUUCAGCGUGGAAUGCGAAAAAUUUUUUUCUCUGUUCUUGGUACACGACUUAUUCGAUGUUUAUGUAUUAUUACUCCGGGGGAAAAAUAUGAGUAUUGGUGUUUUAUGAGACUUACCGGAUAAUGAAAAUGUUCACUUAUGCCUUCAUGUUGUAUUGUGAAUUUAGCAUCGUGUAUGUGAGGACAGAAUGUCAUUCUGUUUAUUGCUUUGAAUUUUAUGAAUAUUAAUCAGCUUGAUUUUUGUGGGUGUUCUUGUAAACUUCCCUUUCUGUGUAUUUUGUGGGUGUUGAGGUACUUGUUUCUUGUGAGCAGCCUCAAAAUUCUAUGUUUGGUUUUAAUAUCCGAGUUAAUUCUUUCUCGGUGACAUUUACAGUGUGACAAAUUUGAAGUUUGGUUUUUCUUUUUAUGGUAGAUUUCUUGGAUAUUUUUACUCAACCUUUCGAAGAAGGAAAGGACUUCGAUGGUCGAUUCAUCAGAGAGGUCAAAUCCUUGCAAAAUAAUCGCCCUUCGAUUUCGAAUUUAAAGUAAAUAAUUUUCCAACAUUGCUUUUUCAUUAUGGAGGUCAGAAGUGAGGCUGAGGGGAGGCAAAAUUUCCAAAAAAAACGUGAAAGAAAGUCUCUUAAAGGGAGCAGCAUUUCUAAAACAUUUCCAAUAUUGGUUUUUUCAUAUCUGUAUACAAAAAUUAUACUUAAGUUCACUAAGAAAUCGAUAUUUAUCGUUUUGAAAGAAAAUCUAGUUGAAGUUCUGUCAGGUGAAAAUUUAAAAAAAAUGUAGAUUUUUCUUAAACUGUUCUAAAAUAUACACAAGGGAAAAAAGAAUUUUAAAAGAUAUUAUCGCAAUGUGUAUAUUUUAGACAGUACUCAGAACUUCUAUGAAAAGCCAUUAAGGAUUAAUCUAGGUGGCUGGGCUCAUGACUGCGCAUGAGCAUUUAUGUAUUAAACUGAAUGCGCUUGAAAGUAUCCCAGAGAGACUCGACUCAUGAUAAAGACUUGAGCUUCCUAAAAUGUCAUAUAUUAAAAUGUGUUUACUGAAUGUUAUUUCCUUAGAAAUGAAUCCUUGCGAUUGACGGGAUAUUUGGUUUUCAAUGUCUUUGAAUUUUAUGUCCAAUGAAUAUCCCUUACUUCAGGUCCUUUGCAGCAUCCCUUAGGUCCCUAGCUGCAACCCCUUUCAUUCCUUUUACUGUACCUCCGUUCAUAUUCUCUCUCUUCCAUCUUGCUUUCCAACCUCUCAUAACUGUAGUUUAAGAGUGCAGCUGUGAGGUUUUCCUCCUGUUACACCUUUCAAACCUUUGUUUCCAGCGCUGAAUGACUUCAUAGGUCCCAGCGCUUGGGCUUUGUCAUGAAAUUUGAUAUUCCAGUUUGUCUCAGGAAUAUUUUUCCUUAGACAUACGUGUGUACAAAAAAGGCUCCUUGUUUCAGUGUAUGUUGAAUAUGAUUACCCUAAUCAUGUACUAGUAUAUCGUUUUGAUAUAUUUAGUCGUCAAUGUUUGCCCAUUUAUUAUCGAAGUGUUUUAAUGACAGGAGUAUCUUGCUUUGGAGCUGCAGGAAAUCAUCAUUGAUCAGUGGACUUGAUGGUGUCUUGCUGUUUUUAAUUUUUAACGGCCCUUUUGAGUCGCUCCCGGGGCGUAGCCAGGGUGGGGCCAGGUUUGUGGAUGGGCGUUUCUAUACCAGCCCCCAACUAAGCUCUAGUUGUUACAAAUGAUGAUAAUCAUGAAAUUGAUCAGGAUACAGCAGGUGCUCUGUAUUUAGAUCCCAGCGGGAAUUCAGUAGCAGCGAUUCAUGAAAAAGAUAAUCUAAUUUUCAUGACGAUAAGUUACAACCCCGGCCCCCCCCCAACCUCCCAACCAAAUCUCAACCCCUACAACCAAGGGCCUGGCUACGCCCUUGCUCGUUUCAUAUCUGCAGUAGUUCACAACGUUAAUUACCUUGAUCUCAGCCAAGUCUAAUGCAGACGUCACUCAUUCUUUGUUAACUACUUCUUCUUCUUACCGUAAUCCCAUCUUCACUGUGAUUGCGUGUGGUUAAUAAAUCUUCGCUCGCUUUUGAUUACGGGAGAUUCUCGCCUUAUGUAUACCUGCAAUAAGGCAGAGAUUAUUAACCAUUUGCUAUGAAACGUAAUCACGCUUCUGAUGCAUUGACUUGAAAGGAUGAAUGUGACAGAAUUGUCAGGCUAAUUUUUUUUUAUUUUAUAUAUUUUUGUUUACAUGGUUCUUUAGUAAGGUACCUGAAUAAACUAAGGUAAAUCUUAGUCUAUGUAAGAGUGUCAUUUUACGCUACGUAUUAAAACAAUAAAGAUAUGUCCAA
Macrobrachium nipponense is the source of this 8447-nucleotide messenger RNA. Its product is annotated as insulin receptor-like. Gene Ontology annotation, cellular component: plasma membrane; signaling receptor complex. The record is from RefSeq and is a predicted model, not a curated record. Gene Ontology annotation, molecular function: transmembrane receptor protein tyrosine kinase activity; protein binding; ATP binding. Lineage: Eukaryota; Metazoa; Arthropoda; Malacostraca; Decapoda; Palaemonidae. Gene Ontology annotation, biological process: protein phosphorylation; cell surface receptor protein tyrosine kinase signaling pathway; multicellular organism development.